Messenger RNA from Acanthopagrus latus (yellowfin seabream), 709 nucleotides. Its product is annotated as apolipoprotein D-like. Gene Ontology annotation, molecular function: lipid binding. NCBI's taxonomy places the organism in Eukaryota, Metazoa, Chordata, Actinopteri, Spariformes, Sparidae. The transcript has 4 exons. The record is from RefSeq and is a predicted model, not a curated record. Gene Ontology annotation, biological process: lipid transport; tissue regeneration; brain development. The coding region runs from base 65 to 637 and encodes 190 amino acids.
CUUUGUGUGAAUACCUAAUUGAACUGAGAAUAUUAAUGUCAUUUCUGCAGGCUGUGAAGAAAAGAUGUAUGCCAUCCAGGUGAUUUCCCUCGCUCUGCUGUCCGUCCUGGCAGCCAACGCUCAGGUCAUCAUGCCAGGAAGAUGCCCGAAGCCUGCAGUUCAGGAGAACUUUGAUGCUGCCAGGUAUCUCGGUACCUGGUAUGAUAUCCAGAGACUGCCACACACCUUCCAGAAGGGUGAGUGCAGCACUGCCACCUACAGCCUGAAGAGCCCCGGAGUCGUGGGUGUCCUCAACAGGGAGCUGCUUGCUGAUGGGACCAUUAACUCCAUCAGUGGCUCUGCUGUGGCUAAGGACCCCUCUCAGCCUGCCAAGCUGUCCGUCUCCUUCUUUGAGUUCGCUCCCUCUGCCCCUUACUGGGUGCUGUCCACCGACUACGACAACUACUCUCUGGUCUACAGCUGCACUGACCUCGGCGUGCUGCAUGUGGAGUUUGCCUGGAUCAUGAGCAGGCAGCCCACCAUGCCUGAGGAGACCCUCGAGGAGCUGCGGGGCACCCUGUCCUCCAUCGGAGUCAGAGUGGACAAGCUGCUCUCCUCCAACCAGGAUUCAGUUUACUGCAGCCCCAUGCACCAGUAAACAGACUGACAGACCUGAUCGAGCCUACAGAGUAUCUCAAUGUAUCGUGCAAAGUCAAUGCAAUAAACUUAU